Molecule: messenger RNA, 561 nt
Organism: Chaetomium globosum CBS 148.51
Lineage: Eukaryota; Fungi; Ascomycota; Sordariomycetes; Sordariales; Chaetomiaceae
Exons: 2
Coding region: 1-561 (186 amino acids)
Source: RefSeq, a predicted model, not a curated record
AUGCGGGGUAAGGCAGGUGUGACAAGAGAUCGCCAGGUGCUUCUUUUCACUCUCUUUCCCCUUUUCGGCCCCGCCAACCGUCGACAAGAAAGCUUGGCGCCUGGCGGUGUCCAGUGCCGCCAGAGAUCUCCACCUCGAACCCACGUUCGGCGUCUUCUCCUUCAUUGCCGGUGGUAUGUGGGGAUUGGCGGGCUCACGGGCGACAGUCCGGCGACCGCCCCUCGGAGGUCGGUGUUGGGCGGGUCUGGGAGACGGCCACAUCGGCCAGACGAGCCCGGGUCGGGAUCCGCGCCGAAACCGGACCUAGCUUGUUCGGGAAGAGAAGAGUCCGACAGUGGCCGCAAAAUCAACGAGUUUGGUUCCAAGGGCCGUGUCUAUUUGUUGGGCUGUCGUAGCAUUGUCGUCAGUGAGCCAAUGUCGAUUCAAGUCUGGUGCCGAUUCUUCCUCUCCGAAGUAUCGACUUUGUCGUCGCUUGGACCUUUGAAAGUAUCCUCUGUCUACCUCCGGCUAUUAGAGUUGAUGGGCAACAAGCUCAGUUGCUAUGUCCCGAGGUUGCACUAG